This is a messenger RNA of Cryptotermes secundus, 3023 nucleotides long. RefSeq names its product protein argonaute-2-like. Lineage: Eukaryota; Metazoa; Arthropoda; Insecta; Blattodea; Kalotermitidae. The record is from RefSeq and is a predicted model, not a curated record. Gene Ontology annotation, molecular function: RNA binding; protein binding.
GCCAAGACUUGUAGGUUGUUAAAUAAACCAAAUAACAAUCCGAACGGCGUCUUCAGCAGCAAAACACGUUACAAAAAUUUGAUUCAACAAAAUGAGUAAGAAAGUACAAAAGACAUCUUGGAGGCAGCAAACUGGAGAGCAAUGUGAGGGGUCAGAGAAAACUGGCACUGGACAGAAAGGAAGUGAAAGGACACAAAUCGAACCAUCACAACUUAAACAGCAACAGCAACAGGAAACACUUUUAAGUAUUGAAGGACAUGCUAGACCAUCUCAACCCCUGCAGCAGAAGAUGAUGCUUCAUCAGGAACAAGUACUACCAACCCAGGUGGGGGCAGUUGUUGGUACUUCUGGUUUUUGCAGUGGCCACACAGGACCACACAGACAAGGACUAGUACAUGGAAGUACUUCACAAGGAGCACUGUCAGCAUGAGCUGCUCAGCGAACUGUAGGUGAUACAUCAAGUGCUGAAACAACAAACCAGUUAAUUCAGACAUUGCAAUUACCAAUGAGAAAGGAUUGGAAUAAGUGUGGAACCAUGGGGAAAUCAAUAAUUGUUGAAACUAAUCAUUUUGCACUGGAUUUGUCAAGAGUACGAAACAACAUUAUCAUACAUUAUGAUGUAACACUAGAGCCCUCAGUUCCACAGAGAAUGUUGAGGGCUGCCAUGGAAGAAUUUAGGCUCAAACAUUAUCCAAAACGGUUUCCAGCAUUUGACGGGAAGACAAAUUUGUAUAGCUCUGGAGAGCUGCCAUUUGGCAGAGAGAUGUGUGAUCAUAUUGCUUUGUGUGAUAAUGAAUCUGGUAAAGAAAGAAAGUUUAAGAUUACCAUCAAGUAUGCAUCUCAGGCUGAUUUGCAGUCUCUAGUACAGUACACGGCUAGUGGGGCUUCUCUUCUUCCUCCUCAAAAAGCCAUUCAAGCUGUUGAUAUUAUACUGCGCAAUGUGUCAGCCUUCAGGCUUGUGCAGGCAGGACGCUCUCUCUUUAGUCCUCCAAAGGGUCGAGUAGUGGAACUAGGUGAUGGCUUCAAAAUGUGGCAUGGAUUCUUUCAAAGUGUCAUCCUGGGAUGGAAACUCUUUGUUAAUAUUGAUGUCGCUCACAAAGGCUUCCCCUCGGCAAGAAAUGUUGUAGACCUUAUUUUGGAGGUAUGCAAGCUCAGGUGUGAAGACCUUCAGAAAGAACUAUCAAUCCAGCAAAAGGAAGAUUUCUUGAACUAUAUUCAUGGCCUGAAGAUUGAUUAUAUGCUUCCAGAUGUGCCAACCAGCAAGAGGACAUACAAAGUGAACAAUAUUACAAAAAGUCCAGUUGAACAGUUCUUUGAAUUGGAUGAUCACACAUGGAUAUCUGUUGCAGAAUACUUUGCCCAUGAGAAGAAGAUAAUUCUUUCAUAUCCACAUCUUCCAUGUCUUCAUGUUGGCUCCAUGAAUAGGUUCAAACCAAUCUGUGUUCCAGCAGAGUUGUGCACGGUGACAAGGAGUCAAGUCACGAUCAGAAAAUUGAAUGAGACACAAAUAUCAAACAUGAUAAAGAACACUGCAACAUCUACCGAUAUCAGGAAGCGCUGCAUCAGUGACCGAUUUGAAAAAGUAGAGGCUCGUGUACUAGAGGCACCACAGUUACAAUAUAAUAUUGAAGUUGAAAUAAAAAAUGUUGUAAAGCCUAUGAAGGGUGUUUGGAGGCCAUUAAAAUUUUUGAGCAGCAACAAGCUUUCUCACUGGAUUAUUCUGAACUUAAACAAAUAUACAAAAGAAGAUGAGAUGAGACAGUUUGGAGUUGAAAUGCAGAACGCGGGUCGAACUUUGGGAAUGGACAUUGCUCCUCCUCCUCCCCCAGAGUUUAUGCAGCCUCCAACAAAAAAUACAUAUCAACUAAUGGAAUUCUUUAAAACAGUAAAGAGAGAAGUUCAGCUGCUGGUGGUGGUUGUUCCUGAUAGAGGAGACUGCUAUGCUAAAGUGAAGAAAGUAGCAGAGCUGAAUGUUGGAGUAUUGACUCAAUGUGUGAAGGGAAGAACAAUGUCACGUUUGAAUCCUGCUGUAUGUUCCAACAUUCUAUUGAAAAUCAACUCAAAGCUGAACGGUAUAAACCGUUUGUUUCGCCCAGUUAUUAUAGUAGGAGCUGAUGUGACCCAUCCAUCGCCGGAUCAGGUUAGCAUCCCUUUAGUUGCUGCUGUAACUGCCAGCCAUGAUCCAAAGGCUUUCAAGUACAACAUCCAGAUUACACACAUAUGCUUGCAAACCAGAGAGGAUAAUAUUUUGAGAUUGUGUGAUGGACAGUUCGCACAGGUUUUGAACAGCGAGGUGAAUGCAAUUCGACGUGCUUGUUUUUCUAUGGGCCAAGAAUAUGAACCUAAAGUGACAUUCCUGGUGGUGCAGAAACGUCACCACACCCGAUUCUUUCCAAGAAGUGAGGAUGCAGAUGGGAGAUAUAAGAACGUUCCUCCCGGUACAGUGGUUGAUCGUGAAAUUACUCACCCGACUGAAGUGGACUUUUAUCUGGUUAGCCAUUCCGGCAUCCAGGGUGUUAGCAGACCUACCAAGUAUCAUUUAUUGUGGAAUGAUGAUAAUAUGACAGAAAAUGAAAUUGAAAAGAUUGCAUACUACUUAUGUCAUAUGUUCUCACGUUGUACACGCAGUGUGUCCCAUCCAGCACCUACAUAUUAUGCACAUCUUGCUGCUAAGAGGGCUCGUGUGUACCUGGAGGGAGAGAACAUUAAGCUAUCUAAUCUACAAAGUCAGCAACAUAUAUGUGCUGUCUUGAAAGAAAUUGUUUCAGACCAUCCUAUGUUUUUUGUAUAAAACUUCAGCUGGCAUAAGGAAAUCAGGUGCAAUAGUUCCAAGAGUCACCAGUUCCACUGUUAGUAGCCACUACCAAGAAAUGACUAGUGACAUGACUAGCAAUGAAAGAUUGAAAAACAGAAGAUUUUGUGUGCCAUAGUUUUAGUGUUCUAUAGUGUAAAUCAGUGACAAUGUAAUAGUUAUUUGUGCUUAUGAGUUAUAAGCAUUUAAUAAAUUCAGUUAUCAAUCCAAA